Acanthoscelides obtectus is the source of this 499-nucleotide messenger RNA. The record is from the annotation of a GenBank genome assembly. NCBI's taxonomy places the organism in Eukaryota, Metazoa, Arthropoda, Insecta, Coleoptera, Chrysomelidae.
ACACCCACAUCUACAAGUCCCAGAGAACUACCACAAUGUCCAUGUAGAUGUAUUGAUGAAAAUGGUGGAUUGCAUACAGGAGGUCCAUCAGAAGAAGCCCGUCGUCAUGGAUCAUCACAUGGUUUUCAAGCUCACGACAAACAUCAUUGGCAACAGCACCACGGCCAAGAAAAGCACCAUAACGAUCAUCAUGGCCAAGAAAAGCACCAUAACCAAUAUCACGGUCUAGAGAAGCAUCACCCGCAGCAUAAUAGCGAAGUCAAGCACUAUAACCAACACCACGGACAAGAGAAACACCACAAUCAAUAUCGUGGUGAAGAGAAACACCAUAAUAACCAACACAAGGGUCAAGAAAAGCAACAUCAUCAGGAUGGGCAUCAUGCUGAGAUGAACAUUAUUCUUCCCAUGAACACGCUCAGGAGAAGAACCAUAGAAAUCAGAAGGAACAGGAGAAACACCAUAAUAGACACCAUGAUUGAAUAUAGAUUGAGAAGAAGAU